AUGACCAAGGGCACGGAGGGAGGCAUGACCAAGGGCACAGGAGGGAGCAUGACCAAGGGAACGGCACCGGAGGGGUGCAUGAUCAAGGGCACGGGAGUGGGGGGCAUGACCAGCACGGGAGAGGGCAUGACCAAGGUCACGGAGGGGGGGCAUGACCAAGGGCACGGAGGGGGGGGCAUGACCAAGGGCACGGGAGGGGGGCAUGACCAAGGGCACGGAGGGGGGGGCAUGACCAAGGGCACGGAGGGGGGGCAUGGCCAAGGGCACGGAGGGGCGCAUGACCAAGGAACGGCACCGGAGGGGGGCAUGACCAAGGCACGGACGGAGGGGGCCACGACCAAGGGAACGGACGGAGGGGCCACGACCAAGGGAACGGACAGGAGGGGGCCACGACCAAGGGCACGGACGGGAGGGGCCACGACCAAAGGAACGGGACGGAGGGGGCCAAGACCAAGGAACGGACGGAGGGGCCACGACCAAGGAACGGACGGAGGGGCCACGACCAAAGGAACGGACGGAGGGGGCCACGACCAAGGAACGGACGGGAGGGGCCACGACCAAGGAACAGGACGGAGGGGCCACGACCAAAGGAACAGGACGGAGGGGCCACGACCAAGGAACAGGACGGAAGGGGGGCCACGACCAAGGAACAGGACGGAGGGGCCACGACCAAGGAACAGGACGAGAGGGGCCACGACCAAGGAACGGACGGAGGGGGCCACGACCAAAGGAACGGACGGAGGGGGCCACGACCAAGGAACGGGACGGAGGGGCCACGACCAAAGGAACGGGACGGAGGCCACGACCAAGGGAACAGGACGGAGGCCACGACCAAGGAACAGGACGGAGGGGCCACGACCAAAGAACGGGACGGAGGGGCCACGACCAGAACGGGACGGGAGGCGACCAAGGAAGGGACCGGAAAGGGGCCACGACCAAGGAACGGACGGAGGGGCCACGACCAAAGGAACAGGACGGAGGGGCCACGACCAAGGGAACGGGACGGAGGGCCACGACCAAGGGAACGGACGGGAGGGGCCACGACCAAGGGCACAGGACGGAGGGGCCAUGACCAAGGAACAGGACGGAGGGGGCCACGACCAAGGAACGGACGGAGGGGGCCACGACCAAAGGAACGGACGGGAGGGGGCCACGACCGGAACAGGACGAGGGGCCACGACCAAGGGAACAGGACGGAGGGGGCCACGACCAAAGGAACGGACGGAGGCCACGACCAAGGGAACGGACGAGGGGCCACGACCAAGGGAACGGACGGAGGGGCCACGACCAAGGAACAGGACGGAGGGGCCACGACCAAGGAACGGACGGAGGGGCCACGACCAAAGGAACGGGACGGAGGGGGGCCACGACCAAGGAACGGGACGGGAGGGGGCCACGACCAAAGGAACAGGACGGAGGGGCCACGACCAAGGGCACAGGACGGAGGGGCCAUGA
Homarus americanus (American lobster) is the source of this 1455-nucleotide messenger RNA. Its product is annotated as basic salivary proline-rich protein 2-like. The transcript has a single exon. The record is from RefSeq and is a predicted model, not a curated record. Bases 1 to 1455 code for a protein of 484 amino acids. Lineage: Eukaryota; Metazoa; Arthropoda; Malacostraca; Decapoda; Nephropidae.